ACAAAUUUAAACACCGGUAGGCGUCUGUGGACAGCGACACAGUUCUUUCGUUCACCGGAAAUAAAAAUUCCCUUCCUGCUGUCUACCAUGAUGCUCUUAGCUUCCGUGCUUUCCCUGUGCCUGGGCCUGUCCCUGGCCCAGACGCCGACAACGCCCAAUCCUAAUUGUGACCAGGCCAGAUAUCUCCCAUGUGUGCUGUCUGUGGAAGUAGCCGGGAGCACUCCGCUAUUUCGGGCCAUAGAAAGAGUGAUGGCAAAUAGCAGCGAGGAGAUUGGAGCGGAUUGGACUGACGAAAACUACCGUGAUCUGGCCAGUCGCAUGAACCACACCAGAAUCCAGUGCCCAUCCAGCGUCGUCUAUCCGUGUUUUGAUAUUCCGGAACGCGCGUUGAUGACCCGAGCUAUGGGCCAUUUCGGUACAAUCCUGACCGAUCCGCGUUUGAAUGCGACCAACGUGAAAAAACUGGUGGACUGUAAUCAGCGCAAGGAAUGGAUGGUGAUUCUCGGUGAACAGAUGUUUUCGGUCAUCUACGCAGAGGGACUCUUCCGACCAAAUACAAUGGUACUCAACGACGCCAACUUCCAGAAUCUGGAAUGCCGGAUCUACAACCAGUUUACGGCCAAAGUCUCUGCAGACUCGAUCGGUACAGCUUGCGGUGAAGGAGAAAAGAAGACAUUUUCCGAUUUUGUAUCGACCCUUGGCAAUUCGUACCAGUGUACAAGUGGGGCCACAGCCGUGAAGAUAACAGUUCUUGCUUUUGUCAUAGCUUUUAUCGGCCUUGUUUCCUUCUGAGGCAGUGAAAUGAACCUUUUACAGUAUAUUAGCAUUUUUCUGUGUCAAAUGUCUAUACAAAUCAAAUAUUCUGUAAGUAAACACGAAGGGUAAACAAAAACAUAAGG
Messenger RNA from Paramacrobiotus metropolitanus, 899 nucleotides. RefSeq lists its product as uncharacterized. NCBI's taxonomy places the organism in Eukaryota, Metazoa, Tardigrada, Eutardigrada, Parachela, Macrobiotidae. The record is from RefSeq and is a predicted model, not a curated record. The coding region runs from base 88 to 792 and encodes 234 amino acids. The transcript has 3 exons.